AUGGUAAUCGAUGAGGCUGGCUUCACACCAAAGUUCUUCAAACAGUCUAAUAACAUACGGACUUACCAACCGUGUAGUUAUUUGGUGGAGCACCUAAAUUCUAGUGAUCUCUUCGAUGGCGAGUUGGAUGUUGGAAACAUCGAGAUUACCGAAGGUCUCAAAAGUCAGAAAGACGCUAUGGCGACGCUGGAGGAUGAGCAAGAUGUGGCGGCUGCAAAGAUUGUCAUCGCUGAAAGCAGAGCUGAUAAAGCCGAGUUUGACGAGUCGAAGAAUGUAAAUGCUGGUGAAAGUAUUUUCCAAAGUAAUUUGGACAAGAAACUCUCGAUGAAAAGUAUAUUGAGCUCAUCAGCCAGGUUAUUUAUUCACGGUUCUCAUUUGCGUGAUUCAUGCUUCCGUGUACGAUGGCGGAGGAGUCCUCCAGUUGAAGCUCUUGAAGAUUUGUUCCAUAGCAAAUGGCUUUGA
Messenger RNA from Cylicocyclus nassatus, 462 nucleotides. The record is from the annotation of a GenBank genome assembly. Lineage: Eukaryota; Metazoa; Nematoda; Chromadorea; Rhabditida; Strongylidae.